Molecule: messenger RNA, 5418 nt
Organism: Hypanus sabinus (Atlantic stingray)
Lineage: Eukaryota; Metazoa; Chordata; Chondrichthyes; Myliobatiformes; Dasyatidae
Product: AP2-associated protein kinase 1-like
Exons: 18
Coding region: 211-3750 (1179 amino acids)
Biological process (GO): protein phosphorylation
Molecular function (GO): protein kinase activity; ATP binding
Source: RefSeq, a predicted model, not a curated record
CGCUGAUGCCCUGCUCUUUGGGUCCUGUCAGCGCUGCUGUUAUUUAUUUAAUGUCGGGAUUAACGGCGCGCAGCCCGGCCUGGUCCGCAACUCAGCCCCGGAGCGAGGUCGCUUCUCUCCCCGCCCCGGCUGGGCCCGGUUAGGCGGUGAUCGGGGACGAUUUUUAUUUCAUUCAUCGGUUAAUAUUGUUGAGGGGGAGGGGUCGUGGGAAUGAAGAAAUUCUUCGACUCGCGGCGGGAGGCGGCGGGCUCCGGUUCGGGAGGCGGCGGCAGCGGCGGGGGCGGCGGCUCCUGUCCCGGCAGCGGCUUCAUCGGCCGCGUCUUCAGCGUGGGCCGGCAGCAGGUCACGGUGGAAGAGGUGGUGGCUGAAGGUGGUUUUGCCAUAGUAUUUCUGGUGAAGACUCACAAUGGUGUGAAAAGUGCACUGAAAAGAAUGUACGUUAACAAUGAACAUGACCUGCAGGUGUGCAAGAGAGAAAUCCAGAUAAUGAGGGACCUGUCAGGGCACAAGAACAUUGUUGGGUAUAUUGAUUCGAGCACCACAGCUGUAGGUUCCGGAGAAGUGUGGGAAGUGCUGAUCCUAAUGGAUUUUUGUCGAGGAGGUCAAGUGGUGAACCUGAUGAACCAGCGCUUACAAACAGGAUUCACUGAGAACGAAGUAUUGCAGAUAUUUUGUGAUACCUGUGAAGCAGUCGCAAGGUUGCAUCAGUGCAAGACCCCCAUCAUCCACCGAGAUCUAAAGGUUGAAAAUAUAUUGCUUCAUGACAAAGGGCACUAUGUCCUCUGUGACUUUGGAAGUGCAACCAAUAAAUUCCAGAAUCCACAGCUUGAAGGAGUCAGCAUUGUAGAAGAUGAAAUUAAAAAGUAUACAACUCUGUCCUACCGAGCCCCUGAGAUGGUAAACCUAUACUGUGGUAAAGCUAUCACCACAAAGGCUGAUAUAUGGGCACUUGGAUGCUUACUGUACAAACUCUGCUUUUUUACACUACCAUUCGGAGAAAGCCAGGUUGCAAUCUGCGAUGGGAACUUCACAAUUCCAGAUAACUCCAAAUACUCCAGCGAGAUGCACUGCCUAAUAAGAUUCAUGCUUGAACCAGACCCUGACAAAAGACCAGAUAUUUAUCAGGUGUCCCACUUUGCAUUUAAACAAAUUAGGAAGGAAUGCCCUGUCCAGAAUGUCUGUAACUCUCCCAUUCCAGCGAAGCUUGUUGAGCCAGUGAAAGCAAGUGAAGCUGCUGCUAAGAAGACACAGCCCAAGGCGAGGCUUACAGAUCCAACUCCACCCACUGAGACCUCAAUAGCUCCUCGCCAAAGGCCCAAAGCUGGGCAGACUCCAGCCAACCCAGGAAUGCUGCCAAUUCAACCCUCACUCACACCACGAAAGAGACCGUCUGCUCAGACAGUUGCACCGCCAGCAGGUGUUGUCCUCGGCACUGCUCACAAUAAUCAAGCUCCUGGCGUGCAACAGCCUCUGCAACAGUCAAAACCUCAUCUGCAACAGCCGCAGUUGUUGCUGCAGCAGAAGCAGGUGCAGCCUCAGCCUCCACCUCAGCCACAAGCAGCAGUGCAGCAGAAGUUGCCUCAAGCUGCGGUACAGCCUCCGCCAGGCCCCCAGCAAGCACCUGUGCAGCCACAGCUCUUCCUCCAACAGUCGCAGCUCCUGCAGCAGCAGCAGCAGCAGAUGAUGGCUCAGCAGUACCACGCCAUACAGCAAGCGCAGCAACAAGUCAUGCAACAUCAGAUGAUGCAGAAUUUCUAUCUCCAGCAACAGCAGCUUGCCACAGCCAUGCAGCAGAUGCAGUAUGUGAGCCAGCAGGCUGCUAAUGUCCAGCAGCAGCUGACUGCAGCACACCUGCAACACACACCACUGCCCCUGCCGCAGCAGCAUGCUGCAGGCGCUCAAGCAGCCUCUCAGGAACAGGGAAUGACCCAGAUCCAGCAGCAGCAACAGCCGCCACAGGUGGCACCAAAUCAGUCUCCAAAGAUAGUGCCGAUGUCUGUGACUCCUCCGUCAUCACCCAAGACUCAGCGGGCCGGGCACAGAAGGAUUCUGAGUGAUGUCACGUACAGUGCUGUAUUUGGGGUUCCAGUCAGUAAAUCAACCCAGCUGCUCGCUGCCGCUGCCGCAGAAGCUGGAUUAAACAAAUCCAAGUCAGCUACAACAACUCCCUCAGGAUCUCCCAGGACCUCCCAACAAAAUGUGUAUAAUCCUCCCGACGUUUCCACCUGGAACCCUUUUGCUGACGACAAUUUUUCCAAACUCACUGCAGAGGAGCUACUUAACAAGGACUUUGAAAAGCUGAAAGAUAGUAAGGUUGAGAAGACAGAUGCUACCACUGAGAGUCUAAUGCCAGGGCUUCCAUCCGGUCAGGUCCAGGUGCAUGCAGAUGCUUUUGGAAUAGAUCCCUUUGCCUCUGGGACAGUUGGCUCAGCUGAAAAGACUUCAGAACUGUUGGUUCCAGACACUGCCAUCCCGCCAAUUAACGUACCCGAUCCUUUCACUCCUGUAACAUCAUCUGACCCACCAGGGAAGUCUGAGGUAGUGGUGGGAAAUCUCAUGGCUGGAUUUGAGUCUUCAAAGCCUCAGCAACUGGCACCACUGCAGGUGGAAGCUUUGGGUGCUGUGGCCAUUACAAGUGCUUCAGGUUUCCCAAGAGAUGGUUCUGGCCAUUCCACGGAGCAGUUCCGGUCACCUGCCAAUGAUGCCCCUAUUUUCUCUGAGAUUGGCAAGCCUAGGGAGCCCGACGCUGAGAAUGUGAAUUGGCCUAACCCUAUGGGUUCUUCCAGCUGUGGUUCAGUGCACAGCAGCGACGAUGAUUGCAUUGAGGAUCGUGGUGACCUCCUCGACAGCAGCGGCCACAGACCUCUGCUGUUGGAUUCCGAAGAGGACGAGGAUCCGAAUAAACCUCAGAAUUUGCUGAACCACGCAGGGGAGAUGGCGGGAGGACAAUUGAUUUCUGGUUCAGGUGAGACAGACCUGCAGGAACAAACAUCCAAACUCCACGGAGAAAAGGGUGAGGAAACAACCAGUGAGGCAGAUGUGUUCUCUGCCGCUCCCUUCAGGAACUCAAGGGGCACUGAUACGGUGCAGGGUGCUGUUGAUGUUUUUACCAGGGCUCCUUUUAAAGUGAAAAUGAAUGCUGCUAGAAAUCAAACUGAAGAGAAUGAUGUCUUCACAAAGGCACCGUUUUCAAAAAAGAAAACGCUGGCAACUUUGGAAGAAACAGUUGUGUACCCACCAGUUGAAGAGAUAUCUACUCACUCCCAAUUUGGAGGUGCUGCUGCAGACCCCAGUCAGGUUCGUCAAAGUAUGUUCUCUGGUUUUCCAGACACUUGUGUUGGACCGUCUGGCGGAGUGCAGCAACGAGCUGCGCCUUUCAUAGCUGGCAACCAGCAAGAUUCCAAGGAAGCAAAGUCCAACCGAGAAGGAGACCCAAUGAAGAAUUACGAUAAUUCCCAGAACCACCAAAUGCAAACCCCCAGCACUUUGCGAGCUCAAGAAGCAUUGCUACCUUCAGGGAGCUCCCAACCCUUCCGCCCUCAAGCGUUAUCCAAGUACUCCCGUCACUUCAAAGAGAAAGAGUGGCAGGGUCAGCUUCCCAGUACCUACUCAGUCACUCAUGACAUAAUUCAGGGGGUGCGAGGAACCACUAACCCUGCCUCGGUGGACCCAAGGACUCCCCAGGCGCAUGGGGCUGAUCCAUUUGCUGCAGCUCCCUUUCCCACUAAAUCCAGAAAUCCAAAACCUUGACUUGCAACCUGAAUGGAAGUGGGAGACGAAGAGGGGCAGAGGCAGGGUGGCAAUGAAGCAUCAAUUGAAAUUGCAGUAUCUCACUUUAACACCUGACCAGUUAAAGGCAGUGAGUCUUUUCCUUUUCACUUCAACAAAACUGUGUGAAACUAUUACAUUAUCAAAUCUCAGGCCUUGACUGUGCAAAUCUCUGGCAUUCAGGUCCACAUGAGGCAUGGUCCAACGCAGUAAUCACUUUGUGAAAGUGACCCAGGACUAAUGACUUCAAAAUUGGAUUGGGACAAAAUUACAGAAUCCACUGAAGUGGUUCAGCUUUUCCCAGCAUCAGAGAUACUCAAGAAGAUAGGAAGUGCAACACCAGAGCAGGGAAAAGUCAAAGGUUUCUCCUUCUUUUCAACAGACAUUGUAAAGACUCUAGCCUUAGUUAGGUUGAAUGCCAGAACAUACCUCAAGCUGGUUAUAAAAGUCAGAAGCUGGGAUAACCAAAAUUCCACCAGAGAAGUGUUGUCCAUUACAGUGUUCAAUCAAUCAUACCAAUUAGUCGCCUUGUGAUUUUUCUUUUUAAAAAAUGCAUUAAAUGUUUAAAUUUAGAAUACAACCAUGCAACAAAAUUGUAUGAAACUGCCUACUUUGUAGAUUGAAAGAAAAUGCAACUUUGCAGUGCCUUUUUAAUGCUUAAUUUCUUUCCAAGGACUCAGUGUGCAUUGAAUUGGGAUAUUGCAACCUGCAAGAGGCACUGCCCAGGUACUGUUUUGACUGUGCUGCCCUCCAAAGGUGUGGAGUGUGGUUUAUAGUGGCACUGUGUGCAGUGUAACCCUAUUUUAAUGCACAAUGUGCAAUUAAUGCAGCAAUCAGAGAUCCCUUUAUUCCUUUGCGUACUCGAUAAUUCUAGACAAUGAUAUUCAAGUUGAUUGAGCUUGCAUGAUGACUUCAUUUGAGUAUUCAAGUAACUACUUAAGAUCUCCAUAUCUUAUGAUAGUCUGAAAAAAAAAACCUUUCUGGAGGUCUGAAUUAAUUCAUUUGCACGUGAAUUUAUAUCACGCAGGAUUACCAAGAUUUACUAGAAUUAGUAUAUUUAAAGCAAGAAACACAUGACCACUCCAUUCUAUUGUCAAUGUACAGUAUGGUACACCAAUCACUCCCUCUGUUUGUCAGUGCAGAAUGCUGUACAUUGAGAGUAAUUUUGAGUUGCACACUUAUUAAAGUGAUUUAAACUAUAUUUGAUGUUAGAUUUAUUUUUCAUUGAGCAUUAUCCCCAUAAGCCCGCUUGAAAUGGACUGGUGAACCCCUAGUUGGUGCAUUGCAAUCAAAACAAUGGCUUCUACCUCAACACUUGCUCUGGGAGGUAGAGUGACUCAGAGGAGAGGAAUUAGCAUGUUGGUGGAAGGAAGGAAACUAAUCCAGGCUGGUGCAGAUAGGGGAGGGUGUGGCAUGAUGCAGAUGAGAGAAAAGGAAAAUGAUUUCUGCAAGCUCCCUGAGAAAUUGGCAAAGGUUUUUAGAAUGCUGCUGGGGGAAAAAAAAUUAACAAAAGAAAAUAGUUACUUCUGUAUCCUCACAUUUAUUGAACAUAUAUUUUAAUUACAUCCACUUAAAGUUCAAUAAUAUCUUAAUGCUAAAAUGAAUUGUUUGCAUUGCUUUCAGUAGAGAUUAAAAUUCUACCACAGUUAA